This is a messenger RNA of Arxiozyma heterogenica, 1179 nucleotides long. It is a transcript of the gene CPT1, whose product is annotated as diacylglycerol cholinephosphotransferase. Gene Ontology annotation, biological process: phospholipid biosynthetic process. The transcript has a single exon. The record is from RefSeq and is a predicted model, not a curated record. NCBI's taxonomy places the organism in Eukaryota, Fungi, Ascomycota, Saccharomycetes, Saccharomycetales, Saccharomycetaceae. The coding region runs from base 1 to 1179 and encodes 392 amino acids. Gene Ontology annotation, molecular function: phosphotransferase activity, for other substituted phosphate groups. Gene Ontology annotation, cellular component: membrane.
AUGGGUUAUUUUGUCCCUGAGAAGAGUUUGGAUAACCUUAAAUUUUAUAAAUAUCAAAGCGAAGACAGAUCUUUACUUUCAAAUUAUAUUCUAAGACCAUAUUGGAGAAAGUUUUCUACUAUCUUCCCAUUGUGGAUGGCACCAAAUUUAAUCACAUUAUCUGGGCUAUUUUUUAUUAUUAUUAAUGUUAUUAUCACAUUAUAUUACGACCCAACACUUACGAAGGAGUCACCAAACUGGACCUAUUUUUCUUAUGGUAUUGGCUUGUUUUUAUAUCAAACUUUCGAUGCAUGUGAUGGAAUGCACGCACGUCGCACAGGUCAAUCUGGCCCAUUAGGUGAAUUAUUCGAUCAUUGUAUUGAUUCUUUAAAUACAACGUUGUCUUUGCUCCCAUUUUGGUCUAUUACUGGCAUGGGAUUUUCUUAUUCGUUAAUAUUUGCCCAAUUUUUAUGUCUUUGUAACUUUUAUAUAAGUACAUGGGAAGAAUUUCACACAAAGAAAUUGUUUUUGAGUAAAUUUUCAGGACCAGUGGAAGGUAUAAUUAUCCUUGUCAUUUGUUAUUUCAUAACUGGUGUCUGGGGUACACAAUCUGUCUGGCAUAAACCAUUAUUUACUGUUGAUGGUCUUUGCACAAUUGAAACGAUUCAUGUUAUGUUAACUUUUUCUGGGUUAGGUGUUUGUUUUAAUAUUGUCACAGCAUUACAAAAUGUAAAGGGUUACUAUGAGGAAAAUGGAAAUAAAAACAAUAAAUCAAAGGAAUCCAUUCAAUUAGAUAUCUUAGAUGCUAUUAAUGGGUUGUUGCCAUUUUUUGUUUUCUUUUUAUCUAUUUUUAUUAUCGUGAUCAUUGAACCUAAAUUUAUUAAUUUACAAUUUAUCAUUAGCAUUGGAUUGAUUAUGGCUUUCGUAGUGGGCCGUAUGAUUGUUAACAAUUUGACUUUGCAACCAUUCCCUGACAAAAACAUUCCAAUGUUUAUUCCAACCUUCCAAAUCAUAAUAUUUUUGGUCUGUAGACAUUUCUUAAACAUUGUUCCAAUGGAAGAUAUUAUCUUGGGUUUGACUUGGUUGGGUUUAGGUUUAGCUUCUGGUAUCCACUUCAUGUUCAUCAAUGAAAUUAUUUAUGAUUUCACAAAUUACUUGGACGUUUACGCUCUAUCCAUUAAACAUCCAAAGAAAAUUUAA